This is a messenger RNA of Eupeodes corollae, 835 nucleotides long. It is a transcript of the gene EMC10, whose product is annotated as ER membrane protein complex subunit 10. The record is from RefSeq and is a predicted model, not a curated record. The coding region runs from base 80 to 760 and encodes 226 amino acids. Lineage: Eukaryota; Metazoa; Arthropoda; Insecta; Diptera; Syrphidae. The transcript is spliced from 4 exons. Gene Ontology annotation, cellular component: EMC complex.
AUUGCCGUCAGUCGUAUUUUAUUUGACAUUUUAUUAAUUUUCCAAUUUUCUUCACUAGUUCACUCAUCACACGAAAAUUAUGAAUUCCUCCAAAUUACUUUUUCUUUUAAUAACUUUUUCAUUUGUCCUUCUCGGAUCGUGUUUCCUUGAAAACGAUGGCUGGAUAAGUAUUGAACUUCAUCAUGCCUUGGAUACAUCAAACCCUGAAAGAUUUACUCAUCGUGGCAAUGUAACAAUUCCCAGUUUAUUUGGACAAGCAAAAGUAGACCAGGAAGUCCUCACUCAAUCAGAAAGACAGGGCUUAAAGAAAUUGGCGGAAAGUAACGACUUCUACAGACUUAAGGCAAAUGUUAUCUAUCCCGAUGGUACGCGCUACACAUUCCUGACGGCAACAAAGGCGUGUGCUCUGGUGCAAUCGGACUUAUACGACGUAAUUUGGGUGUCAAUCGACGGAACAGGAUUUGUCACCACCGUGACGCAGACAAUCUUCAGUUCUGGUUUUGCCGAUUGUACAAAUAGCCAAAUUUCAACUUCCAGCCUCGAUGAAUUCAACACCGAUGUCCUAAUCAAACAUAUGGAACAAGCACCAGUCCCAGACACUGCUAGUUUCAUCCAGAAGGUCGAGCGGGAGCGUGAGGCUCGCGAAAAAGGUGAGGUCCGGGAUCAUCGAGGAUUCUUUGCAAAAUACUGGAUGUACAUUGUACCCGUUGUCCUCUUGGUAUUCAUUUCUGGAGCAACGAACCAAGAUGGUGCCAAGUAGAGGAACACAAUAAUUUAUUCAAUGUUUUGCAUUUUGUCUUAAUUUAAAUGAAAAUUAAAAUUUAGUGUACCAAUA